This is a messenger RNA of Trichobilharzia szidati, 2168 nucleotides long. NCBI's taxonomy places the organism in Eukaryota, Metazoa, Platyhelminthes, Trematoda, Strigeidida, Schistosomatidae. The record is from the annotation of a GenBank genome assembly.
CGGCGCUGUAUCUGAAUUUUGCGCUACAAAGGUAUGGCGUUGGCACUUUCCAACUCGAAUGAGACUUCAUUUGAGGCUAUUAAUUUCACAUAUGGGAUAAAUAGGCAACAAGAAAGAAAUAAAAAGAAAAAACUGAGAAAGAAAGCAGCGCUGAAGAGACGUAGAGAACUUAGAAAUCAACCGCAACUUGUAAAUGGGGUUUCGGAUGACAAUAAAUCUCAUGAAAAUGAAGAAAGUGAUCCUGAACCAGAAGAUGAAAUAAUAGAAUUUGAAUAUACUGGUCCAUUUGAACGGUUUAAGUUACCAGAUGAUGAGGAUGAUGUUGCUGUUCCUGCUAAACCAGUAUCUCAUACUGAUAUAAACUUAAAAGCACGUACUGCAGCACUUUUAGCUGAAGAAGCUUCUGCAAAUGAGGCUAGACGUCGUUCUGGAAAUCAAGAUCCAGAUUCAAAUAACAAUGCACGACUAAAAAUCAGCUCUGGAGACUCUGCAAAUGGUGGAGUAGAAAUAUUAAGCAAGAAAAAAUUAAAGCGUCUUAAUCGUCCAAGUGUUGCUGCACUUAAACAAAUGGUAGCACGUCCUGAUGUCAUUGAAAUGUGGGAUGUUUGUGCUAAAGAUCCACUUUUACUAGCCUAUUUGAAGGCUUAUCGUAAUACUGUACCAGUUCCUAAACAUUGGUGUGCGAAAAGAAAGUAUUUACAAGGCAAACGUGGUUUUGAGAAACCUCCGUUUCGUUUACCGGAGUUCAUUGCUCGCACUGGAAUAAUGGAAAUGAGACAGACUGUACAAGAUAAGGAUGCGGAUAAAACACUGAAAACCAAAAUGCGAGAGAAAAUUCGACCCAAGGUGGGGAAAGUGGAUAUCGAUUAUCACAAAUUGCAUGAUGCAUUCUUUAAAUAUCAAACAAAGCCUAAGUUAUCAAUUCAUGGAGAUCUUUACUAUGAGGGCAAAGAAUUCGAAGUAAAAUUAAAAGAAAAGAAACCUGGUAAUAUGUCAGAUGAAUUACGAAAUGCUCUUGGUCUACCGUCUGGUUCUGGUGCUGAACGAUAUCCUCCACCAUGGUUAAUAGCUAUGCAACGAUAUGGUCCACCGCCAUCUUAUCCAAAUUUAAAAAUCCCUGGAUUGAAUGCACCUAUACCAGAUGGUUGUGCAUUUGGUUAUCAUCCUGGUGGAUGGGGUAAACCUCCAGUCGAUGAACUUGGACGUCCUGUUUACGGUGAUGUAUUCGGUAAUGGUGGAAAUAUGGCUGGUGUACCACCGCCACCGCCUCCACCGUCUACUUUUGAAGAUGCUGAUGAACAGAUUGCUCAUGGAAAUAUCACCUAUUGGGGUGAAUUAGAAUCGGAUGAAGAGUCUGAAGGUGAAGAAGAUGAUGAUCAAGAUAUGGAUACAGAUGGUGAAGAAGGUGAUGAAGCAGACCAGGCAACAGCUGCAGCUGCACUCGCCGAGAGUGAAACACAAAAGAUGCUUUCCACAAUUCCACGACAAGUGGAUGCUAGUGGUUUGAUUACACCUGCUGGAGGAUUAAUAACACCUAGUGGUGUAUCCAGUGUUGGUGCUGGCUUAGAGACACCACAAAGUAUGAUUGAAUUACGUAAGAAGACUAUAGAAGAAGCAAUGGAGGAUAGUACUGGUUUAGUGACACCAUCUACACAAUUAUAUCGUAUCCUACCAGAAACUGAAACUAAUCUACAACCGAAUGCACUUAUGGGCAGUACUAAAUUAUAUGAUGUGGCUGGUGUUACUGGAGCUCCACGCGGAAUUGAAGCUGAAGAUCCACGAGAACUUAUGCUACGUAAGCGUAUAUCAGGUACAGAAUCUCAACAAAGUAGUGGUGCUAAAUCUGGUGGAGGUAGUGUCGCUGGCGGGAUUAUCUCCGAUUCGUCGGGUACUUCAGCAUCUAAGAAAUAUAAAGAAUUCAAAUUUUAAACGGGAUAUUUAUUCGUUUCACUUCACUUCAACUCACAUAAACACACAUACACUCAUAUAUUCACGAAAUCCUUCUUUGUGUGCACUUGCUGUGUGUGUGUGUGGUGCGUGAGUGUUUGUCUUCAUCAUUUGAGUAUCACUCCUACACAAAUAAAUACCAUACACCUGUUGAAGAAAUAAACAUUAUUGUUAUUCAUUAACUACUUGCUUAAUUUGUAAAUAUAUAUAAAAUAUUUUAA